UCCGUCCGUCUCGCCGAGGUGCGCCAACCCCGCGUGUCGUCGCUUCGUCGGACGCCCUGCCGCGCGUGUCUCCGUCGAAGAUCCCGAGCGAUGGCGGCGGAAGCAGAGCGCGAAGCGCAUCAGAAACCACCCGUAACCGAGCCGUCGCGCGAGGAGGAGCAGGAUGAUAAGCCGAAGGCGGUGCCGAGGCCGAGGCUGAGGCGCCUGGAGCUCGUGCGGAUCGCGGCGGCGCGCGCGGUGGUGUGCCUCGUGGCGCUCUACGGCCUCGCCAAGAGCCGCGCCGGCACUCACCGCCCCAAGGUCGACACCGUCGAGUCGGUGGUGGGACGCGUCGUCGGGCCCGUCUACGCCCGCUUCCGCGGUACCCCACUCGUCCUCCUCGUGUUCCUGGAUCGCAAGGUCGAUGAAAUGGUGCUGAAACUGGACCGGAAGCUUCGGUCGAGCCUGAAGGCCGCCUCGUCCCGAGCCUACGCCGCAGCACAAGCCGCGCCGGGGGUGGCGAAGGAGCUCCUCGCCUCUGGCGCCGACCACGCCAGCCGCUCGGCGUACGUGAAGAAGGUGGCGCAGGUCGCCGUCCCGGCCGCCGUGCACUGGGCCGAGAAGUACAACAGGGCGGUCGCCGGUUCGCGGUGCAUCCCGCGCGUCCCGACCAAGCUCAUCGCCAAGUUCUUCACCGACCGCGGCAUGGAGGUGGAGGUGAACGAUGCCAGGUGAUGCGCGAAUUGAGCCGUUCAACGUACGGUUACUGUCAGAGCGUCUGAGACAUGAGAAAUUGCUUCUGAACCUAGAGAAACACAGAUCGUCGUAACUUGAUAUAGACGAUGUACCCCGGUGGCUCACUGCGGUGACGCCGGCGCCAAUAUUGUUCGUGGACAAUGCCAGUAUACAAACCUAUUCUUGGUCUUGCUAUUGUAUAAAAUUGGUUAAACUUAUAUGAGUUUGACCGAGAAUAAAAGCUAGAAGUAAAUUUAUUUGUGG
This is a messenger RNA of Lolium perenne, 978 nucleotides long. Its product is annotated as stress-related protein. NCBI's taxonomy places the organism in Eukaryota, Viridiplantae, Streptophyta, Magnoliopsida, Poales, Poaceae. The record is from RefSeq and is a predicted model, not a curated record.